Messenger RNA from Megalopta genalis, 3395 nucleotides. RefSeq lists its product as uncharacterized. The record is from RefSeq and is a predicted model, not a curated record. Gene Ontology annotation, cellular component: cytoplasm. NCBI's taxonomy places the organism in Eukaryota, Metazoa, Arthropoda, Insecta, Hymenoptera, Halictidae.
AAUAAUAAGAGAGUGUAGAAGGUUCGUGACUGGCGGUCGAACGGUUGCUCGCUUCGGGGUGUCGUACGAACGCUUCUAAAUCGUCUUCGAAAUCGUUUGUGCACACUCGAGCCAGUCGAGAGAACGUUAAACGGUUCCGCACCUUUCUCAAGCCGCUUUGAUCGGCAUAUAGAGCUCGCCGGGACGGUUUCACGUACAGUUGUACUCCUCCAUUCUGAACGUACACACAUUCCCCGUCCGGGAUCAGCUUGCGUCAAAACGUGCACUGUUGUGCAACGUGCGUUCGAAAUCGAACAGUGCGAUUACGGCCUGCAGACAGGUUAUACUAGACUAAGCGGAAUGGAAAUAACAGAAAAGUGAUGCGAGAAGGUGCGCGUUACGAAAAUCAGUACACGACGAGACCUGCUCGAACGUGUCCGACCGUCGACGGGAGUGUUCGUUCGAUUCACGAAAGCUUGCCGAAGGGGAAACUUGGAUGAUUCGUUCUGAAGAAGAAAAGAGUAAAGGAGAGAGCCAACAGAGGCGGUGGAAUAUAGUGCGCGUAUUUACCGAGUGAAUCACGCGUUCUAUACGAUUACGAGACGUGGCGACUCUGCCUGCUUUGAGCCAUCUAUGUUUACGUCAACGUUUUCAAAUAUGUUCGUAAACAUUGAGGUGUGCGAAGAGCUCGAGCGACCCAGUAUGCCGGUCGAUUGGUCCUAGUUCGCUCUCUCUCGGCUCACAUAUAUACAGGAGAAAAACGGAGCGUCCGGCUCUCUGGUGGAAAAGAGAGGAAGACACAAGGGAACGUGUUCCGUAUGUGAGUAAACAGCCGAAGAGAAAGAGCAAGAGGGAAGAGAGCGAGAGCGAGAGAGCACCAACACGUUGAUCGGAGAAGCGCGGGGCUUUAUUGUGCGGCGAACGGGGGAAAGUCGACAUGCCGAGCGCCGAGGAAACCACAUAUUUGAUCGAGGUGAUGCCAGAUACGACGCAAGACCUGCUCUCCCGCGACGUGGAUCUCCUCGUCUCACGGAUCAAAGAGAACCUACGGUUGUCCAGUCUGAAAGCUAAAUCGAGUAUCAGUCAUAAAAACCGUGCAUCGCCUUAUCAAGUGCCGUCGAGAUCCUGGGCAGACCCGAGCAGUUGCGAGGUGUGCGGCACGAGAAAUUUAGGGCCGCACGAUCAUCGUCAUCAUUUAAGUCAUCAUUUGAAACGGCAGAACAACAGGGAGGACGAUCCUUACGAGUUUCUGCAGGACCUGUUAAGGGAAGGCGGCCUGAUCAAAGAGGCUGUCAAAAGACUUCAAGCGAAUCUCAGCGAGUUAGAAAAUCCCGAGGAAGAGGAGGACGAACGUUCGAAGGCGUACAGGAGAAAACCGUACUUAUACGAUUCCGAAGACGAACAGUUACCGCCGCCAGUAUACGAGCCACUCGAGCUGUGAAACUGAAUCCGAUUCCGUCGUCGUCGUCGUCGUCGUGUCGGUUUCGUUCCGCCUCGGCCGUUUGUUUGUGUCUCCUAUGCGUGCGUGUGUCUCUGUGUGCGUAUCGUGCAUGUCGUGUGUUGCGUUGCGACCGUGUAUGCGAGAAAUUGAAAAAAGAAUCAGGGUCAAAACUUUCGGUGUUCCUUAUAGCUUCGUCUUUCCUUGUCUCGAUUUCUUUCAGUGUGGUACGCGCCCGCGAGCCUGAAGUGUUCUCUUUAACGAGAGUAUAUAUAUGUUGCCCUGGCCGACAUAGAGCACCGCGUACCGAAAGAAAGUAUAAACGAGAUAAACACAAUUAGACAAGAACUCGCCUUGCAUGGCCGUGUUUGUAAAUAUGGUAUGUGUUGUUAUUCGAAGCAGUCUCGCGUCCGACUUCGUGCAACCUCGGCUAAGUUCGUUGGCGUAUCGACGACUGCUCGCGAAGCUUACGUGGAGGCGUGGAGGACUCGUCGCUGCCUCGGUUCGAGCUCUCGGACUCGAUUUAAUGUCGCAACAACAUUCAUCGUUUCAUGAUUGCCGGUUCGUCUCUCUCUUUAAAUAGACAGAGUUCCUGUGUGCCUGUCGCUUUUAACCUAAUAGAACGACUAUCCUCCUGAAUAUCCUUUCGUUGUUUGGUCGGCCAUCUUUCCUCCUCUCGAUCGUUUCAUCAUACCCCCCACCCCGCCGCCGCUUUUUUUUUAAAUUCAUUUCAACGAACAUAAAAAUAUUUUUGUGGUUACGCAAUCGCGUUGAAAGCACAUGGCUAUACAUACGAAUCACGUAUGCGUAAACGCUUUAAAGGGGAGAGGAAACUCGUUAGAAAGCCUCUAACGUAAAACGCAAGUAGCUCCAGAUUUCUAUGAAUGUAUAAAACUCGUCUGUUACCUCUUUCGUACAAUUAUAGUUUUUUAUAAUAGCAUCGAGUUCGGCGACAAAUGCGCGUCUAAACGAAACGAACGAUGAUCCUAUAAGGUAUAAGUUCACCAUUUUGGCUCGAAUUGUUCGAGUUAUUACGGUCCAGUUACUAUUAGAAAAGAAGGAUAUAUAUAUGUAUGUAUGUAAGUUGCGUGAAAUCUAUCAACGAACGACACGUAUGCUUUCACGUAUUGAAGGAUCGCGAUUCACGAAGGACAGUGAUCUCAUUUAUUUGUUUUAUUACGAAUAGAGUUGUUCAUUCGGGCGGAGGUUAAAUAACAGUACGCCUGUGGCUCGAGUCGAAAUUCGAUUACGUGUCAGCGCGUGAUGCGAACGUGAAUCAUCUUUCGUGACUUUCCAAGCAUUCGACGGGCUUUUGGUCGGAGAAAUUACAAAGCAGAGAAUAGAAUGCGAUUUCCGUUCGUUCAGCGUAUUUAGACACAUAGUUAUUUAUAUCGCUAUCGAUUAUUGUUAGCGACGUUACAAAUGCCGUUUCGCGUGUGUAAAUUCAUUGUAUAUAUUGUGUGGAUAUGCGUGUUUGAUUUAGCGAUACGAUAGUUGAUUCGUUUACGAUAUCGAACUCGAAAAGUCGACGUAUUAAUUCGAUUUAUAGCGACACAAACUAGCUGAGAAUCGCGAAGCAUGCGGUGCGGGGAGGAUACGAGUUGUGUCGUGACUAGGAGUUGUAUAAAUACACGUUAUCGAGUUCCGCAAGAUAAACUGGCAAUUAAUACAUCAUACGUCUCUCGUGAACAUGUCGGGUUAAAUCACCGUUCCGUUCCGGUGUAUAUGUGAUUAUUUCUGUAUGAAUGAAGGAAAAUUGCAUUUUUUCUUUGAUGUCGGCGUGUCUGCGCUUGCGCGUCGAUUUACGCCGGGACAUUGGGAGAAAGGGAGGGAGAAAGAGAGAGUGAGAGAAAAAGAGAGAGAGAUUUGUCUUUAAAUUUACCGUUAUAGUGUAAAUUACGGAAGCUAUACCUCGUUGUGAUAGUUGAAUUUCUGGUUCAACGACUCUUAAUUACAAAUAAAGAAGUUACAAAUUUUA